ACGCCUCAGCGGCGGCGGCGCGAGCCUCGGCCGUUUGCGGCUCGCUCGCGCCAAGUCUUCUUCGAGGCGGCUUCUCUUCCCCCGUGAGGGAGGCAACGAGCGUGAGGCGACGAAAGCCGGCUUGGCCUGAGGGGGAAGAAGGCGAGGAGGAGGAGCCCCAGCCCGGCUGAGGGAAGCCAAGCGAGCCCGAGUCGGCCGGCCGGUCGCCGCGUUCCCCCCUCUCGGCGACGGCGGCGGCUCUCGGUCCGCUCGCUGGCUGGCCGGCCGGCUGGCUGCCGCCGCCGCACCAUGCCGCGGGUCGUGCCCGACCAGCGCAGCAAGUUCGAGAACGAGGAGUUCUUCAGGAAGCUGAGCCGGGAGUGCGAGAUUAAAUAUACUGGCUUCAGGGAUAGACCACAUGAAGAAAGACAGGCCAGGUUUCAGAAUGCCUGCAGGGAUGGACGGUCUGAGAUUGCUUUUGUGGCCACAGGAACCAAUCUGUCUCUCCAGUUUUUUCCGGCCAGCUGGCAGGGGGAGCAACGGCAGACACCAACACGAGAAUACGUUGACUUUGAAAGAGAGGGAGGCAAGGUCUACUUAAAAGCCCCUAUGAUUCUUAAUGGUGUUUGUGUUAUUUGGAAAGGCUGGAUAGAUCUCCAAAGGCUGGAUGGCAUGGGCUGCUUAGAAUUUGAUGAAGAGCGGGCACAGCAGGAGGAUGCAUUGGCACAGCAGGCUUUUGAAGAAGCUCGGCGAAGAACUCGUGAAUUCGAGGACAGAGACAGAUCUCAUCGAGAAGAAAUGGAGGUGAGAGUUUCACAGCUGCUGUCAGUUACUGGCAAGAAGACAACAAGACCCUAGCCCUGGAUCAAACCUAGGAAGUGGUGAUGACCUGAAACUACGUUAAAAGAAGUGACCCAUGAGCCACAUGUGUUUUUUUAAAACUUGGCAAAUGAUGGAAUUAAAAGACCAGAAACUGUGAUUACUGGGUAUAUACUAAAGUCUAUUCCCUGACCUGCGGCAGCCAAACUAUCAUGUACUGCCAUGGAUUGCACUAUGUUUGUGUUGCAAUACCUGCAUUUCUGUUCUUUAAGCCUGUCGCCAGUGCGAAAUUGAGAUUCUUGUUUUUCUAUGCAAGCUUAUAAUUUUGUUGGCACUAUUUUAGUGAAGAGAGAACUUUAUGCAGCUAUAAAAACAAUUCCUUAACUGUAAUACUCAUUUCAGAAUAGGUCAAAUCAUUGCAGAAUAAAGGUUUUUGUGAAUUUACUAUAAGCCAAAACUUUCUAAACUAAUUUUUAUAUGGGUGUUGGAAGUUUGAUUGUCCUUUGUGUUCUUGCUUUUAGACAUAUGUUCUUUGUAAUUUUGUCUUGGCUGGGGGGGGGGGAGGGGGGCCUUUUUUCCUUUCUAAAUUUGCAACACAUUUUAUUCCUUUGAGUUAUGCAGCCUGAAGCCAGUAACGCAAUGUUGUUGAUUUACUGAAUGAUAUGUUUAUAAUUUUAAAAAUGGCAAUAUCUGUUGAUAAAUUGUCAGCAUUUCAGUUACAUUUCAGAUUGCAAAACAUCAAGAUUUCACUCAGUCAGCACAUUCUGUUAUAGCAUCUCUUCUACAUUUACUAGUUGCAGUUAAUGUGUGCUUCUGUAUAGAUAACCUACUGAAAAUCAUUGCAGCCCAGCUUUGUUUUUAUUCAGGGACUUCUUAAAAAUAGAUCUAAAACGGGAUACUGCAACUUUCAUGAUUAGGCUGACGGUAAAAGUUUAAUAUGUUCAAUACAGAAGUUUAAUAUGUUUAAUACAAACAUGUUGAAAAUAGCUGCUGUAGGUGUAUUAUAUCCUGUUCUUAUUCUCAUGAAAGUAAAAGUAUGAACUGAGGCGUUUUACCUGUACAACCAACCAACACCCCCACCCCCCCACCCCCCAGUGUACUGUUGCUACUUUAUUACAUGAUACUUUCCAUCAGGGUAAGAUUUAGGAAGAACUAACUCUUCACUGCUUUCCAUUUCAUCUGUUUUUCUUUUAUCAAACUGUUUAUCCCACGGAUCAUUUCAGCACAUUGAAUACACAUUUUCUGUGAUUGUACCAAGCACUUGGAUGCAACUCCGUGUGUGCGCACGUGCGCGUGCGUGUUCGUUCAAUUCAAGGUAGCUGGAAUGAAAAAAACGGAAAUGGAUUCCUGCACAAAAUCUUCUCAGCACUCCAGUCAUCAUCAAUUAACACUGUUCUGAAAUAAAAAUUACUUACUUUCUGUCA
This is a messenger RNA of Eublepharis macularius, 2222 nucleotides long. It is a transcript of the gene CBFB, whose product is annotated as core-binding factor subunit beta. The transcript is spliced from 6 exons. Gene Ontology annotation, cellular component: core-binding factor complex; nucleus. Gene Ontology annotation, molecular function: transcription coactivator activity; sequence-specific DNA binding. The record is from RefSeq and is a predicted model, not a curated record. NCBI's taxonomy places the organism in Eukaryota, Metazoa, Chordata, Lepidosauria, Squamata, Eublepharidae. Gene Ontology annotation, biological process: regulation of transcription by RNA polymerase II. Bases 289 to 837 code for a protein of 182 amino acids.